Rhopilema esculentum is the source of this 2555-nucleotide messenger RNA. Its product is annotated as protein ABHD13. Gene Ontology annotation, molecular function: palmitoyl-(protein) hydrolase activity. Gene Ontology annotation, cellular component: membrane. NCBI's taxonomy places the organism in Eukaryota, Metazoa, Cnidaria, Scyphozoa, Rhizostomeae, Rhizostomatidae. The record is from RefSeq and is a predicted model, not a curated record.
UCAGCAGUGUUCUCGUGUAACAAAAUGCUUCUGUCAGUUUCUGGUUUCUGCGAACACUCAGGAGGCGCUAUAUCAUCCAAUUCAACGCGUUGGUGCGCUUAUUUUGGUUGACUGAUAGCGAGAUUGUAACUUUGGCAUCAACGAUACAGAGAAGUGAACCACUCGAAGUGGAGAAAGGACUGUUUUUACUUAACAGUGCAGUUGAAGACAUGUGAACCACUGUGAUAUUCCACUUUAGACAAUAAUUUGCAGUGAAAACCAAGAAACAGUGCAAAAUGCUUCCAGAUGAUAAUUAUAUUCCUGCAAACUCUGGUUUCCGAACCAUAGAAAAAGUAGCAAAGUUUGUUUUGAUUCUGAUCUACAGAUGCUGGAGAGGAUGCAGUGCUGGAAUCUUGUCCUUAAUCUUAUUAUAUUGGAUGUAUGGUGGUGUUGUAAUCUUUUUGCUCCUUGCAAGUGCACUUGUUGGUGCAUUUUAUCAUUUUCAAGAUGGACUGUUGUAUUUUCCUGAUCAGCCAGAAUCAUCUAGGUUUUUUGUUCAGUCGCCUCACAAAUUGGGAAUACCAUUUGAAAAUUCAUACAUAAAAAGCAAAGAUGGCAUACAGAUAAAUAUAUUGUUGCUAAAACAGGCAGAGCGGAGACUUUCAGUUGCCCCAACUCUGAUUUAUUUUCAUGGAAAUGCCGGCAAUAUUGGACACAGGCUUCUGAAUGCUCACCUUGUUUAUACCUACAGUGGUUGUAAUGUAUUGUUAGUAGAAUACAGAGGGUAUGGUCGAAGUGAGGGAUCACCAAGUGAAAAAGGACUUUAUUCAGAUGCAGAAGCAGCCUUAGAAUUUCUUUUAAAAAGAGACGAUAUUGAUCAUGAGAGAAUUAUACUUUAUGGAAGAUCUCUUGGUGGUGCUGUGGCAAUAGACCUUGCAACUAAUCAAGAUUAUUCAGAGCACAUUUUUGCACUGAUUAUUGAAAACACAUUUACAAGCAUUCCAGAUAUAGCCUGUCAUAUGUUUCCAUGGAUUCAAAAGCUACCAAUAGUCUGCUACAGGAAUCAAUUUUUAUCAAUGGAGAAAAUCAAAAUGUUGCUGGUCCCAACGCUCUUCAUUUCUGGCCUUGCAGAUCAGCUUGUGCCCCCUGCAAUGAUGCUGGAUUUGUACAAUGCUUCAACAGCCCCGAUGAAACGACUUGAAACGUUUGUCACUGGGACACAUAAUGACACCUGGCAGUGCUAUGGGUAUUCUGAGGUUAUAAACAAAUUUCUCAAUGAGGUGGUUGAUGCGAGAAAUGCAGGUUUAGUAACAAAGCCCCUGCGAAGGACUAACCAAAUGCAUGAAUCUGAAAGGAAAGGAAUGCCUAAAGAUAUCUGAUAGUGAAUGAAGUGUUUUGUCGGAUUUUUGUUAUCAACAUUUGUAAUUAGUCAAGUGGACCCUUGUUCCUUGCAUAUUAUCGGAUGCCCAAAGGUAAAAAGCCCUAUCUGUCAGAAUUACCUUCAUAGUCUCUGUUGUGACUAACUACUUAGCUAUUAUGAUGAUCAUCUUUAAUACACUUUAAGUAAGGUCUUUUGAUAUUAUUUUUACUAAUGCAGCACAUCAUUCCCUUCAUAAUUCAUUCUUAGAACAAUACAAAUAAUCUAAUGCACGCCAUAGGGCCAAUUUCACAGCAAGAUCGUCAUUUGAAAGAAGCUUCGCAGAUGUUCUCUAGUACGAUCGAUGUUCAGCUUACGAUCGAAGUGCGAUAUGUCAAAAUAGAUGUUCAAUUUUAAAACAAAUAGAUUGUUGCGAAUCUUUCGUAAUUUGAAUGUGUUUCGCCUCGAAUUUCAAUGAAUGCGUUCUUCUCAAUGUAAGGGAUGCUUGGAUUCAAGUAAAUUAAAUGCAAAAAUAUUCGUCGUGACAAACUUUCGGACAAAGACUUGUCAGAAAAUUUAUUUGUACAAAAUCUACAGUUGUCCGAAAGUUUGUCACGACGGAAAUUUUUGCAUAAGCUGCACAUGCGCAAUGUGAUUUUUUUUAUCUUUGAAUCUGCAUUCCCAUAACAAAUUAAAACGAAAGGAAAAGUUACGGUUUUUAAAGGUAAUGUGUCCAUCCAUAUAAAAGAACUGCGUAUACCCAACUUGUCAAGCCAUCCAUCAAAAUAACGGCUUGCGAUUGGUCAGCAAAACUGCUCACAUAAAAAGAUAACCUCGCAGCAGAGUGGUGAACAGAACGACCUUAAUUGUUGGGGCGAUCGCAUGAAAAAUCAUAUGUUUCUGGAAACCCCCGCAGAGUUGCUUGCUUUAGCUGGAUACAUUACCUUUAAGCAUGAGGCUGUUUGGAAAAUGUUUGAAAACAGCGGUUUUUCCAAGUUGAUAGAAAUACCAGUCCAAACAAAUAAAAUUAAUCGUUCUUAUCGUCUAUCAAAUAGUCACUGUCACUUCUUCUAUUAUACCAAAAGGGAUUAGCAUGGUCGGAGUUGAUGACGCUAUAGAACUUAACCUGAGUCAGAAGACCCUUUAAGAUUAAAAUGUGAAGGCAAUUAUAAGCACAUAAACCGUUGAACAAGUGACAAAAAAAACGCUACCAAGAAAA